Spea bombifrons (plains spadefoot toad) is the source of this 526-nucleotide messenger RNA. RefSeq names its product cytochrome b-c1 complex subunit 7. Lineage: Eukaryota; Metazoa; Chordata; Amphibia; Anura; Pelobatidae. Bases 90 to 425 code for a protein of 111 amino acids. The record is from RefSeq and is a predicted model, not a curated record. Gene Ontology annotation, biological process: mitochondrial electron transport, ubiquinol to cytochrome c. The transcript is spliced from 4 exons.
CUAGUUCCAUCCACUUCCGCCCUGGUUACGUAUAGCGACUCACGUGGUAAAGUACGUCAAGACGUUGUUCCUGCAGUGGUUUCGCAGCUAUGGCGGCUCGGGCACCGGUUGCAGCAUCUGGGCGUUUUCUGGACAGCCUGCGCAAGUGGUACUACGGUGCUGCAGGAUUCAAUAAACUUGGUUUAAUGAGAGAUGACACAAUCUUUGAAGAUGAUGAUGUAAAAGAAGCAAUACGGAGACUUCCAGAAAAUCUUUAUAAUGACAGAAUGUUUCGCAUUAAGAGGGCUCUUGAUCUUAGCCUUAGACAGCAAAACCUACCAAAACAGCAGUGGACAAAAUAUGAAGAGGAUGUUCAUUACCUUGAACCCUACCUGAAAGAAGUUAUCCGUGAAAGAAAAGAAAAAGAAGAAUGGCAGAAGAAAUAAGGCGUCUUUUCAUGCCAGCAAUGUACAGUGAAACUCAAUAUUCAAAAACCUAAGCCAAUAUCCGUCUCUGGAGCUGACCAAUAAUAAAUGUUCAAGAAAAA